Molecule: messenger RNA, 1258 nt
Organism: Ipomoea triloba (trilobed morning glory)
Lineage: Eukaryota; Viridiplantae; Streptophyta; Magnoliopsida; Solanales; Convolvulaceae
Product: UDP-URONIC ACID TRANSPORTER 1-like
Exons: 4
Coding region: 257-1198 (313 amino acids)
Cellular component (GO): Golgi apparatus
Molecular function (GO): antiporter activity
Source: RefSeq, a predicted model, not a curated record
CCGCAAUUUCAUAUUUUAGGAUAUUUUUGCAUGCAACAUGACUCACGUAUCUACGAAUGUAUGUAUGUAUGUUACAUCUAGCAAGCCAUCUGAUCUAUGCACAUUAAUUCCAAAAUUAAUUAAAUAAACCUUCCCAUUGCAUCCAUGAGAGCUUCCUACCACCACCACCACCUGUAACGGAGGAGCUGAGGAUCAACAACCUAAUAACGUAACUGUCCACCGCCAUUAUCUAUCGUAUCAUAUCCGGCCGGCCACCAUGGCCUUCUUCUCGUCCGACGACUCAGGAAGGCAAACCCUCUUCGUGUUGACGUUGAUCCUCCUCUGGUACUCCUCCAAUAUCGGCGUUCUUCUCCUCAACAAAUAUCUCCUAUCCAAUUAUGGCUUCGCCUUCCCAAUCUUCCUCACCAUGUGCCACAUGACAGCCUGCGCGUUCCUCAGCUACGUCUCCAUUGUCUUCCUCAAGCUCGUCAAUUUCCAGCAUAUCAAGUCCCGCUCCCAGUUCCUCCGCAUCUCCACCCUCAGCGUCGUCUUCUGCGCCUCCGUCGUCGGCGGCAACAUUUCCCUUCGCUACCUCCCUGUCUCCUUCAACCAGGCCAUCGGAGCCACCACGCCUUUUUUCACCGCUCUCUUCGCCUACCUUAUCACUAGUAAGAGGGAGGCCUGGGUCACCUACACCGCCCUCGUCCCCGUCGUCGCCGGCGUUGUCAUCGCCACCGGAGGUGAGCCGAGCUUCCAUUUGUAUGGGUUUAUCAUGUGCAUAGGAUCAACUUCUGCAAGAGCUUUCAAGUCUGUUCUUCAGGGUGUUCUCCUUUCCUCUGAAGAGGAAAAGCUCAACUCCAUGAACCUGCUUCUUUACAUGUCACCAAUUGCAGUUCUGGUCCUAUUGCCUGCAACACUUGUGAUGGAGCACAACGUGAUAGAUGUCAUUCAAUCAGUCGCGGAGAACCACAGACAUCUGUGGUUGCUUCUUUUGGUAAAUUCCACAAUGGCAUAUGGAGCCAACCUGUUAAACUUUCUGGUCACCAAGCAUACAAGUGCACUAACACUCCAGGUCUUAGGCAAUGCAAAAGGUGCAGUUGCUGUUGUGAUCUCAAUACUUAUUUUCCAAAACCCUGUAACCUUCAUAGGAAUUGCAGGCUAUACAAUUACAGUUAUGGGGGUCGUUGCUUAUGGAGAAGCCAAGAGGAGGUACAGUUAAAGCGUAAUCCCUCCUAGCUCCUUGUAGGGUUAUAUAGGUUAAACUACAGGUGGAGGAAAA